AUGGAUAGGAAUGCACUCAGAUCUCUACGUCAAGAUAAAUUGAUCGUAAUCACAUGGCCUGAUAAAGUACCGAAACGUUUAGCAAACAAUAAAAAACAUACGAUGGAAAGUAAUAAAAAAUUAACAAACUAUUUAGCAAAUCAACUUCGUACACAAAGUAUAGCUCAAACCAAAACUAUGGAGAACACAAAAUACUUGCAUUGUAAGCUAUUUGGAAUAAAAAGGAAUUUUCUGUACAAAUUAGUCAAAUUAAAUGAACAAACAGAGUUUUUGAAGAAAUGCAAAGUUGAAAGUUUAAUACCAAAGGGUUUUAGGAUUAAGCCACCAGGAUUUCAUGGAAAAGGCGUGAUGAAUAUAUGUAACGAAACAAGUAACAAACUUAUAAAUAACACAAUUCGAAAUGAAUCAAUGGGUUGUUCACUUUCACCCUUAUUGGCAGAUCUUGUAAUGAAUUACUAUAUCGAUAAAAACUGGAAUCAUCAAGAGUUUCCAGUCUCUAUGUUGAGUGGGUACGUUGAUGAUUUAAUAGUGGUAUCUGAACUAAUGGAGAACGUUUAG
Didymodactylos carnosus is the source of this 558-nucleotide messenger RNA. The record is from the annotation of a GenBank genome assembly. Lineage: Eukaryota; Metazoa; Rotifera; Eurotatoria; Philodinida; Philodinidae.